Molecule: messenger RNA, 1270 nt
Organism: Haliaeetus leucocephalus (bald eagle)
Lineage: Eukaryota; Metazoa; Chordata; Aves; Accipitriformes; Accipitridae
Gene: CCDC83
Product: coiled-coil domain containing 83
Exons: 10
Coding region: 26-1270 (414 amino acids)
Source: RefSeq, a predicted model, not a curated record
AUCUAGCACAAGUAGAACAAACAGCAUGGAAGAGAAGAAAGAGGAGAAACCAGAAGAGCAACUUACAGAACCUGAAUCAGCUUUCCCAGAAGCCUUACUAGAAUUUCAAAUUGAGACAAAAGAAGCAGCAAUUGAUCGGGUUUUGUUGGAUCUGAAAAAAGUGGAAAAAAAGAACAAAGAAUAUAAUGAAAGAAAUGACCUUCUGAAGGAAGAACAGCAGGCACACAUCAGGCGCAUACUAAGACAAAUAGAAGAAGAGGAGAAAGAACAAGAUGAAAAGGAGGUUGUAACUAGGGAUGAUGUGGAAGAGUCACUGAAAGCAAUAUGGCAGUAUGCUAAGGACAAAGAACAACUGCUGAAAGAUCUGCACUCCCAGAUUGAAGAAACUGACAAAAGACUUUCAGUAAAGCGGGAUGAGAGGGAUUAUUGGUUGGAGUACAAAAAUGUAGGAAGUAAAGCACAGGCCAACAAGAUUAUGAAUCUGGAAAAAAACAUCAAGGAAGUCAAAGAUGACCUUCACAGGGCUACAGAAUAUUAUACAAAUGCUUUGAAAGCAAUGAAAGAAGAAAAUGACAGACUGGUUGAGAAGCACAUGAAGUUAAGUAAGGAACAGGCCCCCGAGAAUGCUGUAAGAUACUUAGACAAAAACUGUCGCAGAGAAAUUGAAGAGAAUGAAUGGCUAAAAGAAGAGGUUAAGAUGUACCAAAAGGAAGUAAGUGAUUUGAAAGCCUCUAUUCAGCUCCUAGAAGAAGAAAAUAUUGGUUUAGUGACAAAACUAAUUGAUGGCAAACUUCAGAAUCUGAGAGUACCCAGGCAUUUGUUUCUUACCCAGGCAGCUGGCUUGCAAGAUGGAUUUCCUAAGGAUGAAAUGAAAGAAGUAGAGUAUAGAGAGUAUGCAGCGAAAGCAGAUGGAGAUGAAAGCCUCAGAAGUGCCACAGUCCCCUGUCAGAAAAACAAGACCUUUGCAAAGAUUCAGUCUAAAACAGAGAAUAAGAAGCCUCAAGACAGUGAUGAGGAGCUGCAGAAAAAGUCUUUCACUCCAACUCUUGAUAGCUUGUUGUAUGAAGAUGAAAAAGAUUUCCAGGAAUACUUAAAACUGGGUCCUCUGGAGACAAAGCUGAUGUGUGUGGUUGGAAGAGCGAUGCCUAUUCAUGAAGAACCAGAAGGAAUGCCAAGCAGGAGCCACAAAGAAGAUGGUGUUAUUGGUAAAUCAGAGGGGCACAUCACGGCUCAGAUGAUCAAGGCCUUAUGUAAAGAAAAGGUUGGUUAA